UUUCCCGUAGACUGAGUCCGCCUCUUAUCGAGCUCAGGUCGGCCUGCGGUGCGUUUCUCGAGGGGAUCUCUAAUAGUAUUUAAUACUUUAAUAGUUUAUCGGUUCCGAAUGGAUUGGAUAAUGCGCUAUAACCAACAUAUCGUUGACUUGAUGGUCCAGCGUCUAUCUCAGAUGGAUUGAAUGAUAGCCCCACUGCCACAGAAUGGUAGGAUUUAGUUUUUUUCGAGAAAAAAGGAAGAGAUCGACGGAGAUCUUCGGGGCCCUGCUGCUCUUGUGCGUCCUAGGGUCAGGGGCCUCGGGGCUUCCAGAGAAGCGUUCUGAAUGUCCAUAUGGGGACUAUCUCAGUGAGAAUGGGAUCUGCUGCCAGAAGUGCCCUCCAGGCUAUAAGCGGGAGAAAGACUGUGAGGCUGUUGGCAAUAGGACCAGUUGUACCCGCUGUCCCAAGGGACAGUACAACGAGCACGACAACUACAGCGACAACUGCAGGAGCUGCCAGACCUGCCGGUACUUAGAAGAAGAGGUUACCGAAUGCAAUCCCAGGCAAAACACCAAAUGUCGCUGUAAAAACGGCUACUACAAAGAUGUCAUCGACUCGAGCACCUCCCAGUGUCUCGAGUGUUCAAAGUGUGGACACGGGGAACACCAAUCAGAGAAAUGCUUUUUCGAACAGGACACUGUGUGUGUGUGUGAGAGGGACUUCUACAGAUUGAAAAACAAGUGUCUUCCUUGUAAAACCUGUACAGAAGAUUGCCAACCUCACUGUCCAUUAUCUGUCAUAACAAAUCCCAAGGACAUGGAUUUGACUCAAGUAGUGAUGAUUAGUCUGUGCGUGGUGGUAGUUCUCCUGCUGGCGGUAGGGUUUAUCACCUACACGACUACUAAACGCCACACCAGGUCACAGAUGGGGAGGUCGACCGCUAACCCCCCGGAGGCCGUGCAUGAGGAAUCAGCCAUGAUCCUGAUCCACAAUGAGGAUCCCUUGAGAAAGGGGGACAACAUGGCUAAGCCUUCCUGCAUCCUGGAUAAGGAGAAGGAGCAGAAGGAACACACCACGCUCCCUGACUGCGUCCCCCUGGAGAUCAACAUCCCGGGGCUGAUCUACUCCAUGCUGAGCCUGGUGCCCGCCCACCGGGUGAAGGAGCUGGUGCGCUGCCUGGGCGUGACCGACCUGGAGAUCGAGCGGGCGGAAAUUGACUACCACACCUGCAAGGAGGCCCACUACCAGAUGCUACGGGUGUGGGCAGAGAGGGGUUCCCGGGGCGGGGAGGCGGGCCGGGGAGGCGGUGUGUUGCACCGCCCCCUGAUGCAGCAGCUGCUGGACAGACUGAGUGACAUGCACCUGGGAGGGGCAUUGGAGGAGCUGGAGGCAAAGUACGGCAUUGUGGGAGGGCAGGUGGGAGCAGCUUAGAGUGGGCCACGGAGAGGGCACGCGCACACACACACACACACACACACACACACACACACACACACACACACACACACACACACACACACACACACACACACACACACACACACACACACACACACACACACACUCAAACACACACAAAUAGACAACAUGUAUUGUGAACGUUGGAACGUUGUUUGCAUCUGCACACAAACACGCCUUACCAAGCCACAAAUAGCGUAAUAAGCUUGAAGUUACAGUCACGGUGGAGUCAGCUACGACUCCAUUGGUGAGUUCCAAGUUUCAAUGUACCAGGAGGACCAGAAUUUGGACUUUGAUGAUAUUUUUGUACGUCUCCUCACUAACGUCAGCACAUUAUUAAGUGUUUCAUAGUAGCAACACAAAAGAAAGUCAAGGUUGUUUUGUGCCAUGAGGCAUGACUUUACUUUGGGGAAUAUAACUCACAGUCAACCUUAUUAAGUGAACCAAUAACCUGGUAGAACAUUGACCGAUGCUAGUCCUUUUAAUCAAGAGCAGAACAAACAAAGAGCAUAAAGGCAGGCAGCUAAAGAGAGCACAGGGAUACUGUCCACUUUAACUGAAGGGUUUCUUUCCAUGCAGAGCAAGGGAGCUUCAUGGGGCAGUGCACCAGACCUGUAGAUCUCAGCUCAGCUGAGGACCCGCAGAAAACAUUAAGAUCAAUCCUUACCCCCUGAAGACUCUGACUGAAUGCAGCAGAUGAACUCAAAGCACAGAUCUGACGAGCGGACCGGCCAGCUUGUUAAACAGUUCCAUCCAGCCUUUCUAAUGACGUGGAUUUAUAAAUCAGGGUCAUACCGUUUUUCAGCUUUCCGUGGCUACAUGUACAAACCUGAUACAUUUCUGCCUUAAUCAGCCAAUUGACUCUCACUCUGGCUCCCACCCUCUCCUUAAAUUCCUUUCCCCAUUCCUUUCCCCAUUAUGCAAGCAUUAUUCAUGACUAACUCACUGAAGAUCUGGACACACCCUGGCUUGCUUUACCCUAGUCAUGGAGCUUCUCUAAUGGGUCACAUGUUAAAAUAGAUCCACGGCAUUGGCAGGACUCGUGGGCUACUCUUGUAUGAGGAAGAACCAAUUGUUUAAUCAUUGACUAUAACUGAACUCAUAUGUAUAUUUUAAUCCCUUUUUGGAUUGCACAGGACAUUCUUUUUUGUUGUGAUUCAGUUUGGCACUUAAUGAU
Gadus macrocephalus (Pacific cod) is the source of this 2612-nucleotide messenger RNA. It is a transcript of the gene tnfrsf1a, whose product is annotated as tumor necrosis factor receptor superfamily, member 1a. The record is from RefSeq and is a predicted model, not a curated record. NCBI's taxonomy places the organism in Eukaryota, Metazoa, Chordata, Actinopteri, Gadiformes, Gadidae. The coding region runs from base 203 to 1408 and encodes 401 amino acids. Gene Ontology annotation, cellular component: mitochondrion; signaling receptor complex; membrane raft. Gene Ontology annotation, molecular function: tumor necrosis factor binding; tumor necrosis factor receptor activity. Gene Ontology annotation, biological process: inflammatory response; signal transduction. The transcript has 10 exons.